Poeciliopsis prolifica (blackstripe livebearer) is the source of this 2075-nucleotide messenger RNA. RefSeq names its product olfactory receptor 6K3-like. The transcript has a single exon. Gene Ontology annotation, cellular component: membrane. Gene Ontology annotation, biological process: G protein-coupled receptor signaling pathway. Gene Ontology annotation, molecular function: olfactory receptor activity; G protein-coupled receptor activity. The record is from RefSeq and is a predicted model, not a curated record. NCBI's taxonomy places the organism in Eukaryota, Metazoa, Chordata, Actinopteri, Cyprinodontiformes, Poeciliidae. The coding region runs from base 421 to 1350 and encodes 309 amino acids.
UACAGAGCUCGUUUUGUAAUUGGUAACUGUAUUUGGUUUUUAUCUGAAUUGUGCCAAACAAAUAAACUUGACUUAGAAACACAGUGGUUCCCACAACCAAACAAAAUCUCCUUUUAGCAAAGAUUUUGUGGCUUUAUGUGAGUUUUGGGAACAUUUGAGACGCAGAUGUUGCAGCAGAUGUUGGGCUGCAGUCAGGUGAGCCGGUGAUUAUCUGGUCUGGUUUCAGAUGGGCGGUUUCUCUAAACAUCUGCAGCUAUAAGUAGAGCUCCAGUCUGUGUGGCGCUGUAGAGACGGAGCGGAUGGGAUCUCCAGCCUGGUUCUGUUCUGCAGCUCCUCCUCCAUGGAAGAUUUGACUCUUACUGCAGGACUGAAAUCUGAAACACUGAUCAUGUUUUCUGUAUGAUUUAUUUUUGAAGCAGGAUGAUGAUUAACUCCACACAGGUUUUGUUUUUCACACUAACUGCCUACUUUCACUCUGAUGUCCUGAACUAUUUGUAUUUCUCUGUUGUUCUGUUUCUGUAUGUCCUGAUUAUUGGCUCUAAUCUCCUGCUGAUCACAGUGAUCUGUGUGAACCGGAGCUUGCAUGAACCCAUGUACAUGCUCCUCUGCAGCCUGUUUGUGAACGAACUGUUGGGCAGUUUGGGUUUGUUUCCCUUCCUGCUGGUCCAGAUCCUCUCUGAUGUUCACACCAUUUCUGCUCCGCUCUGCUUCCUGCAGAUCUACUGUGUUUACACCUACGCUCACAUCGAGUUCUGCAACCUGGCCAUCAUGUCGUAUGACAGAUACCUGGCCAUCUGCCGCCCCCUGCAGUACCACGCCCUGAUGACGCCGUCCCGGACCGCCAGGCUGGUCGCGCUCACCUGGCUCUUCCCUCUCCUUGAAUCUGUAGCAGGAAUAUUAAUGACCAUCUCUCUGCAGCUCUGCGGAAACGUGAUCCAUAAAAUCUACUGUCACAACUACUCCAUCGUUAAGCUGGCCUGCGCAGACACCACAGCCAGCAAUGUUGGAGGAAUAGUCUACAUGUUCACCAUCAUCCUGGGGAUUAUCAUCCUAAUCCUUUAUUCAUACGCCGAGAUCCUGAAAGUGUGUUUCUCUGGUUCCAAGCAGACCCGACAGAAAGCGCUCAGCACCUGCGCGCCUCACCUGGCCUCGCUCAUUAACUUCUCCUUUGGAUGUUUCUUCGACCUGUUUCAGAGCAGGUUCGACGUGAGCGCGGUUCCUGAGGCGCUGCAGGUUGUUUUAUCGCUGUACUUCCUGACCUGCCAGCCACUCUUCAACCCUCUGGUGCACGGACUCAACCUGUCAAAGAUCCGCAGCUUCAGCAAACGGCUGGUUCUGGGGACCAGCUGAGCCUCCUGCCGCACAAAAACACAAAACCUCACCAAAGGUUUCUGGUGUCCAAAUGUCUUCAUAGCUGAGAUCAGCUAAAUCUGAUUUAUUGUAAUAACCCAGAAAUUAUUACAAUAAAUCACAAUACUGUUGCUUUAGAACCAUUUACAAGUAAUAAGAUGCAAAUUGAAUUCCCAAAGAUAAUUAACUUUAAAUUUCAAUGAACAGAAAAUAAAAAAUAUUUUAAACUAUUCUAAUAAAUAAACAAAACAGCAGAAACAACAAAUAAAAAGAAUCAUAAAGCAUCUGUAAAAUCUGUCCUUUAAUAAAUCUGUUAGCUGAGACCAAGUAGGAAUAAGAGAAAACUAACUUACAAGUAACUUCUUUUACGUCAAUAAUUCAUUAAUGUUAAUAUUUUAAGAUGAUUUAUUUCACUGUUAGAUUAUUUCACUUACAUCAAGUGACAUUUUCCCAUAAAAUGAAAUAAUCUCACAGUGGAUUUAAUACUGUUUUAAAUGUCAACUUUAAGGAAUUACGGUUUUAAAACAAGCUCCUAUAUGUGGCUUAAAAGUUAUUUUAAAGUUAUUUUUCUCUUAUUUCAGGUGAACUAAGACUUUUGUUCUGGAAACUAAAAUGCUUGGUAAUAUUUUGUGUUUUUUGCAGAUGGAUUCUUUGAACAAGUGUUUCAUAAACUAAAGCUGCUUUUACCGCCUGUCAGUUGCAAUAAACUCUGAGUUUAUAUCUAU